Morone saxatilis (striped sea-bass) is the source of this 1582-nucleotide messenger RNA. It is a transcript of the gene etfb, whose product is annotated as electron transfer flavoprotein subunit beta. Gene Ontology annotation, molecular function: electron transfer activity. NCBI's taxonomy places the organism in Eukaryota, Metazoa, Chordata, Actinopteri, Moronidae. Bases 94 to 858 code for a protein of 254 amino acids. Gene Ontology annotation, cellular component: cytosol. The transcript is spliced from 7 exons. The record is from RefSeq and is a predicted model, not a curated record.
UUCCGACCUCUCCUCAAUGGUUGAAGGUUCAUUGCGGUGACUCUUUGACGUUAGUCCUCUGCUACCACUGCCCGGUUCAACGUUUCAGCUACAAUGUCUGGCCGUGUUCUCGUUGGAGUUAAGCGGGUCAUUGACUACGCAGUUAAGAUUCGCGUGAAGCCGGACAACAGUAGUGUGGUGACGGAUGGCGUUAAGCACUCAAUGAACCCCUUCUGUGAGAUCGCUGUGGAGGAGGCGGUCAAGCUGAAGGAGAAGAAGCUUAUUAAAGAGGUUGUAGCUGUCAGCUGCGGGCCACAGCAAGUACAGGAGACGAUCCGCACCGCCCUCGCCAUGGGAGCAGACCGUGGCAUUCAUGUGGAAGUGUCUGGGAAAGAUUAUGAAAACUUGGGACCGCUGCAGGUCUCCAAAAUCAUGGCUGCAUUGGCCAAGAAGGAGGAGGCUCAACUCGUCAUCCUUGGCAAACAGGCUAUUGAUGAUGACUGCAAUCAGACUGGCCAGAUGACAGCGGCAUUACUGGACUGGCCUCAGGGUACCUUUGCAUCAGAGGUGUCAUUGGAAGGAGACAAGGUUAAAGUGGUGAGAGAAAUCGAUGGUGGCCUGGAAACUAUUAAGAUCAACACACCAGCAGUGAUUACCGCAGACCUUCGACUCAACACCCCCAGAUAUGCCACCCUGCCCAAUAUCAUGAAAGCCAAGAAAAAGAAGAUAGCUAACGUAAAGCCUGCAGACUUAGGGGUGGACAUAACUUCACGGUUGGAGGUGUUGAGAGUGGAUGAACCCCCACAGAGACAGGCGGGGAUGAAGGUGGAGACAGUGGACGACCUGGUGGGCAAACUGAAGGAGGCAGGGAUGGUAUAGAGGCUUCAGAAGCAUAAGCAGAGUGCAGAACUUGGCAGAAGGGACUCUCUAAUGAAUUACUGGACUGUAUUACAAAAGCACAUCCGGAGGACUAGCUUAUGUAUCGGUCUAAUCCCUCUGUUUAAGACUGACUCCUGAGGAUAUGCAGGGAGGUACCGACAAGAGAGGAGGACUACUGAGAAACACUGUCCUGCAGCAGACCCAGACAGCCCCCAAAAGGAUCAUCUUGUCUUUCAUGUGCAUUUUAACUUACGCAGGUGGUUCAUCUGUAUCACAGGCUGCUAAUCUUAUUGUAGACGAGUAGUCUUUAUGCAAUAAUUUAAACCCAGAAACUUCCUGUCAUUGAUAAUACUGUUUGUGUUGCACUGUACAUUAACACCACCAGUACGAUGCAUUUCACCAACACUAGCUCGGCUCGGCUGUUUAAUCUUGUAUAUCUGUAGUCACACAUGUUUAAGAGGUGCAGUUUUUGUAAAUGAUGUAAAUAUGGACCUGAACAUGUUGAAAUGAUUAUGGCCUUCAAGAUUAGUGUCAAGUCUGCUGGUAAUUUGUAUAGUUUGUGUAGUUGUAACUGGGUUUCUGGACUGCCUAGACAGUGUCUCUCAGUAUGAGCAACAGAAGAUGAUCAUAAAUCUGAAUUUUACCACAAGCGCCUCAAUUCUCUGUUAAUUGUACAGAACAUUACCAUGACAAUAAAGCAGCCAGUCUUUUUCAUAUCUAAAUA